Messenger RNA from Neurospora tetraspora, 624 nucleotides. RefSeq lists its product as uncharacterized. The record is from RefSeq and is a predicted model, not a curated record. NCBI's taxonomy places the organism in Eukaryota, Fungi, Ascomycota, Sordariomycetes, Sordariales, Sordariaceae. The coding region runs from base 1 to 624 and encodes 207 amino acids. The transcript has a single exon.
AUGGCUUUCUACUCCCCCGAGAAACCAGAUGUCAUCUUCGACGAGGACGGCGACGUCCUUCUCACCGUCGGCGACCAGAGCGAAAAACGCAACUUCCUCAUCCGCUCGUCCCUCCUUCGUCAGCACAGCUCGUACUUUGACGACGUGCUGAAAGUUCAGAGCCAUGAUUCCAAAAAUCCUUGGAGACGCAGUUACAAGCGCGCCGACGUCUUAGCUCUGUUCAUCAUCCUCCGCGGUCUUCACAGCAACAUUUGGCCCAAGCAGGUUGGUUUGAGGCUCCUCGUCCGCUUGGUCGGAGCCACUUGGCGUUUCAACUUUGACAGAGAGCUUCCGGAUGGGAGCGCGCCGCUGAGGACCGCUGCGUGGGGGUGGCUUUUUUCUAUCCGCGAGCGGCUUGGCCUGAGCGACAUGGUCAGGAGGUGGACGUUGAUGAAGGCUGCGUACUUCUUUGGUAAUCUUGCGGCGUUCAACAGGCUCAGUCUUGAGCUUGUCCGAGGGCAUAUAGGACUCUUUGCGAAUCUGGAAAAUGCCCAGGCGGCAAUUCUAGGGCUGGGGGUGGAUUUCCCAACUCCCAUGAAAGUAACGCCGGAUAGUCUUAUUCUUGGUAAGUCCGAUCUGCCCUAG